AUCAUCAAAUCAGACCCAAAUAGGUAAUCGUAUGAAACAAUUCACGUUUUAACUGUAACUGUAUUUUGUGAGAGUUGACACUCCACUCACUCAGCUACCUACCCACGCCGCCAAUGGGGUCAACGGAAACAUCCACUACAUCAUCCCCAUCUUUCCUGAAGCCCCUAAUAACCAUAGAUGCCUCGGUUUCACUCUUCCUCCACACACUCUUUAAGCCUAUCCUCCCAAUUUUCCUUCUCCUCCUCCUCGAAUACUCCUCCGAUUUCCAGUUUUUCUUCCCUGUUUCCCUCUCUUUGUUCCUCACUUCCCCUUCCUUUUCCUCUCUAUCCAUCCCUUUCAUCCUUGGUCACCUCAUCGACCUCUCUUUGAUCGGCCUCAUCAAACUAACCUUCCGCCGUACCCGACAUCAUUACAAGCCAAACAUGUCCGCUGUUCACGCUGAUAACUUCUCUUUCCCCAGUGGCCACGCUUCAAGGGUUAUGUUUUCAGCUACUCUCUUCCACCUUAUUUAUCAAAACCACGAGGGACUCAUUUCAGAUUUUAUUCUACGGUGGGUUAAAUUUGAACCCGGUUUGUUUCUAUUUAGCGUAGGGGUUUGGGCUAUACUAACUGUUAUUUCAAGGGUUUUACUUGAAAGGCAUUUCCUUUCCGACAUUUUGGCUGGGGCGUUUGUUAGGGUGCUUGAAGGGAUUGCUGCGUGCCGAUUUUUGAGAUUUUAGAGAGCAUUCUCAAAGCUAAUGUCGUGCAAUAGUCAUUGUCCGAGAAAUGAAAGGAGCAGGUGGACAAGGAUUGACUCGAGAGAAAUUUCGGUUAGUAGGAAGCCAGUGCUCGGUCCAGCAUCCAGAGUAAUCCCGACCUCAGAGAAAUUUUGGUGAUGUACUUUUGUUUUGAUAAUGUGGCAUGUACCUAAGUGAUAUAUAGGUUAAGUAUAAGAGUUUUGUGAUUGUGGUUUUAGAACGAUGUUUUAAAUUGAUUAUAAGUAUGAAAUGGAACUAAUAUGACAUAUUUGAUUAAA
Gossypium raimondii (Peruvian cotton) is the source of this 1015-nucleotide messenger RNA. Its product is annotated as probable lipid phosphate phosphatase beta. The record is from RefSeq and is a predicted model, not a curated record. NCBI's taxonomy places the organism in Eukaryota, Viridiplantae, Streptophyta, Magnoliopsida, Malvales, Malvaceae. Gene Ontology annotation, molecular function: sphingosine-1-phosphate phosphatase activity.